This is a messenger RNA of Physcomitrium patens, 1538 nucleotides long. RefSeq names its product agmatine deiminase. The record is from RefSeq and is a predicted model, not a curated record. Gene Ontology annotation, biological process: putrescine biosynthetic process. NCBI's taxonomy places the organism in Eukaryota, Viridiplantae, Streptophyta, Bryopsida, Funariales, Funariaceae. Gene Ontology annotation, molecular function: agmatine deiminase activity; protein-arginine deiminase activity.
GCUCUGUUUGGGCCUCCACAAUAUAUAAUGGGCUGCUACUGGGUCUUCAUCUUCAGUUUUCUACGUUCUUCUUCGUCUUAGUGGUCUGGGCUUCUCCAGUUCUUUUCUUUAUUUCCUUUAUCGAGGCUCUUCUUCAGCACGCCGGGUUCUUUCCCAGAGGACUAUCACGAUGGGUUACCCAUCUGCAGGUACGAACGCUACGCCGAAGGAGCUGGGCUACACCAUGCCAGGCGAGUUUGAAAAGCAUGCAGGAUGCUGGAUGGGAUGGCCUUACGACGGCAACCUGUGGCGGGAGAAUGCCAAGCCCGCCCAGGCACAGUACGCCGCCAUCGCAAAGGCCAUCUCGGAAUUCGAACCGCUGACAAUGUUCGCACACCCUGGCGAGCCUGCAGAAGUAGCGCGCGAGUAUUUCGAGGACGCACCUAACGUGACGGUUGUGGAGCUGGAAAUCGAGGACGGCUGGACUCGCGACUGGGGACCAUCGUGUGUCGCUAAGGACGAUCCCGUAACUGGCAAGCGGAUUGUGGCCGGAGUACACUGGGACUACGAUUGUUAUGGCGGCCUUCUCAAGCGCAAGCUGGGAUUACCCACCAUGAUGCCCAGCUGGGACAAAGAUUACGCUGCGGGGCGAGCGUUACUAGAGAUGAACGGGCUGGAGGUUUUCGAGGCUCCGAUCCAUCUGGAGGGUGGGUCUAUCCACUCUGACGGCGAAGGAACACUCAUGUGUACCGAAGAGUGCCUCCUCCAUCCUUCCCGUAACCCUCACCUGGGCAAAGAGGGCAUUGAGAAGGUGCUCAAGGACUACCUUGGCUUGGAGAAGAUUAUUUGGUUCUGGCGAGGGAUCAUGGGCGACGACGGUGUCGUGAACGGGCAUGUGGAUAAUUUCUGCUGCUUCGUACGCCCUGGUGUAGUCCUCUUGGCCUGGACCGACGACAAGGACGAUCCUCAGUAUGAAGUUUCCAUGAAUGCUUACGAGCGGUUGUCGAACACCACAGAUGCGAAGGGGCGCAAGCUGGAAAUCAUCAAGCUUCCCCGCCCUCCUCCCCUCUUCAGGACCUUCAAUGAAGCCAACGGCCUGGCUGAGGGUUAUGUUGAGAAGGGCUACGUGCCGCGUAUUGCAGGAGAGAGGUUACCCUCGACUUACAUCAACCACUACUGCGCCAACGGUGGCGUGGUGGUACCCCAGUUCGGAGGUGUUGCGGCGGAAGCUGAUAAGAAAGCGUUGGAAAUAAUUCAGGAAGCAUAUGGUCCCGACUACAAAGUGGUGGGCGUGAGCUCGCGGGAGGUGGUAUUAAAUGCGGGGAACAUCCACUGCAUCACUCAGCAACAUCCGGCAGCGUGGUGAUUGUUGACAGGGACUCUACCUACAAUGGUCGUUAACACGAAACUAUCAAGCUUUGCGCAUCACCUAAUAUAUCGCACAAAUCAGGGCCUCGGAGAUGUAGAUGUCUGUUGUAAUUCGAUUUGGAUGAAUCGUACCAUGUUUAUGAUUAAUAAUAUAUUUAGCUCAUAAUGACCUGUUUUUGGGCACUUCGUGA